AAGCGGAAAUAGAAAUAGGAAAUAGCACCCAGAAACAAAAAAACGAAGCAGAGGCCACUGCUUAGCUUCUCAGCUCCUCUGAGGGUGGGCAAGGCAGCCCGUCAUUUCUCAAGACCAGAAUCAAGGAUGGUGGUGGCUGUGACGCCCAUCUCAUCGGACCCACCGUCCUAUUGGCAAGCGAGGCUGCGAAGUGAGCAGCACGGUUCGCUUCACGGGGAACCCAUUCCCAGCUGAAUUGAUCGAAGAAGGAGCAGCGAUUCCUAAUCCGGUAUAGAAUUGGAAAGGUUCAUGGAUAUAGCUAGUUCCACCCCUGACAAUAAUGCUUCAGCUUCCGCAAUAGGCACCGAGGCACAUACAGCUCGGGUAGCAGUCCCACCCAGCACAGAGUUGCUACUAUCACGAAUGAUCACACCCAAGCCAGCAGAGUGGGGGGCAGACCAAGCCGCAUCACAAUUCACCUUCACAAGAGGCCAUGGAGGGGGCUUCUAAACACGCUGAAUGGGCUCUACGACAAGCUUCGGAGUUAAGCCCGGUGGAGACUGGGAACGAGCUUCAACAAAUUCCGAAACCUGGUCCGAGAUGGAAUUGACUAUGUGGAGAGGGUGGAUGGGUUUCUUCUGGUAGAUAAAAGCACACCUGGCCUUCCAAUUAUUCCAGCAGAUGAAGCUUAAAAUGCCUGCAGUUGUCCAAAAUUUCAACAGAUUCACCCAAAAAUCUAAAAACCAUCGAAACGCUAAUUCUGGAAAAUUGUUGUUUCCUUCACCGAACGCAAGUACUGUGAAGAAGGUUGUGUUUCUUUGGUUGCAAAGUCUGAUUCCUGCUACUCUAGCAAAGUGAAAGAUAGCGAUUUUGUCGUCAGGAUAUAUGCGAAUCAGGUCCUCUCAUGCAAUUGAGUGAUUGACAUAACUAUUAACACGGGAGGUGAGAUUUCGUACUGUUAUUGUUUGGGAUCUGUGAUGGCGGUUUCGUCAAUUAUGGGGUGGAGUUAGGGGUUUUUAUCUGGGUUUGUGUAAUGUUUUUUUCCUUAUCGAGUAAGCCUUUUGGGUUAGUGAGUGAUGGGUGAGGAGACAUCUGAUGCAAUGAACCUUGACCUGAAUCUGGGUUCUGGCCCCGAGCCGGCUUCUGCCACCAUGUCGAUUGAGCCUGUGAAUUUGGAGAAUUGGAUUGACCAGCGGCCUAUGCACCAAAUGCCGGAAGUUUUUGGGAUUAGUCCGUUUCGACGGAGAUGGCCGCAACCUGGAGCGCAUAAUGUUUGGUCAGGGUUGAAUCAAUUGAUGGUCGAUUCUGGUACUUCGAGUAUACUACAAGCAGGGGAGGGUAGUGUUGCUGCGGAGGAAAGAAGCAACGAUGUGUUGAGGGAUUUGGUUCAGCCAACAGAAGAUACUCCCCGAGAAACUGCAGCAGAAAGAACAAAUGGCUUGUUAAAUAGGAUUCUGACAUCUCGAGCACUGCGCAGAGAGCAAAAUCAGUUGGCACAACCUGAAAUUGUGGUUUUAACGCAAGACAACAUUACUAGCCUUGAUACAGGAGAAAACCGCCGGCUUCAGUCCAUGCUACUUCGAAGAACACAAUCACAUAUAGCAACACUUUCUUCUCUGUCAUCUGCGUUGAGUUCUGCUGAAAGGUUGGUGGAGGCAUAUUUCCAUAACCAUCCUAUUACACCUGCAGUUAGAAAUCAAGAACCGCCUCCCCCAGUUGAUGAUAGAGACUCUUUCUCUAGUAUUCAAGCUGUUAUAAAUUCAGAGAGUCAAAUGGACACAGCUGUGGAAAUCGAUUCAAUGGUUUCCCUUUCAGCUUCACCUUCCAGAAGAAGAAGUGAAGCUUCAAGGGUUUCAGACAUGGACAGUGAAGAGCCAUGUGUUCAAACUUCAAAGAGGGCCGAUGCUACGCAAGAUGGCGACUCAAAUCUUAAGAUCCCUCUUAGGCCUCAAGCACCGCGGGAUGAAAGCUUGAGGCAAACUAUUCAGAGGAGUGCAUUUACUUUUCCCGUGGAGGAGAUGAUUCGACGCCUUGGAAGCAGAUUUGAUUUGUCUCGGGAUUUGGUUCAGCCAACAGAAGAUACUCCCCAGGAAACUGCAGCUGAAAGAACAAAUGGCUUGUUAAAUAGGAUUCUAACAUCUCGAGCACUGCGCAGAGAGCAAAUUCAGUUGGCACAAACUGAAAUUGUAGAUUUAACGCAAGCCAACAUUACUAGCCUUGAUACAGGAGAUAACCGCCGGCUUCAGUCCAUGCUACUUCGAAGAACACAAUCACAUAGAGCAACACUUUCUUCUCUGUCAUCUGCAUUGAGUUCUGCUGAAAGGUUGGUGGAGGCAUAUUUCCAUAACCAUCCUAUUACACCUGCAGUUAGAAAUCAAGAGCCGCCUCCACCAGUUGAUGACAGAGACUCUUUCUCGAGUAUUCAAGCUGUUAUAAAUUCAGAGAGUCAAAUGGACACAGCUGUGGAAAUCGAUUCAAUGGUUUCCCUUUCAACUUCAUCUUCCAGAAGAAGAAAUGAAGCUUCAAGGGUUUCAGACAUGGACAGUGGAGACUCCCGUGCCCCAAGAAGGAGAAGACUGAACUGAAAGCCUCUUCUUCAUCUGGUCAGCACUAUGUUGUAUGUGCUCUUUGCCUUUGUUUUAUUAGCCUUUCCCCUGCUCAAGUGCCCUUGUAUUACUACUUCACUGUUUACACUCUAGGAAGUGUUCACCUUUUACUACAACUUUGUCCUUUGACAUUGAUGAGGUGAUUAUCAACUAUCUGCUUGAAUUAUUUGUUUUUACAUUAUCAAUGUUAUGAUCUUCCUUAACUUAAGGGGAUUGGGUUUUUAAUUGUGUGGCAAAUCACAGUUGUACUCUUGUACUACUAGUAGGCUAGUUUAUUGGCUCCGACUGUACAUAAACUCAUGAACUUCUUAUGCCAACGUUCAUUUGGAAUAA
Messenger RNA from Rosa chinensis, 2918 nucleotides. RefSeq lists its product as uncharacterized. The transcript has 6 exons. Lineage: Eukaryota; Viridiplantae; Streptophyta; Magnoliopsida; Rosales; Rosaceae. The record is from RefSeq and is a predicted model, not a curated record. The coding region runs from base 1056 to 2564 and encodes 502 amino acids.